AUGCGACCCCGUGCCACACUGGGAUUACGGACGCAAGAUCGCACCGCAGAAGUCAAAGCUCCCUUCCCGCUGUCCUCGGUCGGCUUAAUCGUAUCCUGCUAUCAUAUCGGGUCGCUCAAUCGAACUGUCCACGGCAUCGCAGAUCCCCUUUUCUUACUAGAUGAGGUUGGUUCGGGCUUCCGGAAUGGCACGCAUCUACGCGAAUUUAAUCCAGUCUACAGUGAAGGCUGCUCCCUACCCUUAUGCUGUAUGGCCGAUGCCCUGACACCAGUCCUGGUCCCGCCGCAACCCUUCUUCUCCCCUCACUGUGCCUCCAAGACAAGAAUGCUUGUCUCGCAGUCAAUGAAGCGGGCCCGCAAACUAGCUGAAAAAUGGACGGUCCCUGACCGGAGUUCGUUCCCCGACAAACCUGAAGCACGUGGACCGCCCCCGGUCGUGCUCCUCCGCUACAAGGUAUAUGUGCCACAUGAAAAGCUACAGAAUGGAGUCCCCUCCCUGGUUUCUGCUGAUCGGUGGAGACAUCUGUGCAUGCUGGGAUGGGAGAUAUCCGGGGGAUUGGUUCGCAAAGUGAUGAUUAUUCCUCGCCACCACUUAAACGUGAUGUGGGAGGACAACCUGGACGCUUUGACAACGGAGCUGAAGAUUGCAUCCAAAAUGAUAGAUUUGUCCAUGGUCAAAUAA
Messenger RNA from Aspergillus tanneri, 681 nucleotides. RefSeq lists its product as uncharacterized. The record is from RefSeq and is a predicted model, not a curated record. Lineage: Eukaryota; Fungi; Ascomycota; Eurotiomycetes; Eurotiales; Aspergillaceae. The coding region runs from base 1 to 681 and encodes 226 amino acids. The transcript is spliced from 3 exons.